AUGUCAAUCAUUCCGUACAAUCCGAAUAAUGAUAUUUUGUACCACAACCCUGAUGAUGGUGUACUUAUCCUUCACGAUACUGAAGAAAAUUCCAUUCAAUUGCUUUCCAAUCUAAAACAAGAAACGAGUGAACCUCGGUUUAACACAAGGUCAUCAUCUAAUGGGUUUGACACCAAACGUUUUCAUUCCUUUGCUGAUAACUCAGAUAUUAGGAAAUGUCCUAGUUGCGGGUUCACUUGGAACGAAUUCGAGACCAGGAACUCAACACGGAGGAGUUCAGUUGGAGCUCAGGCUAUCUCAGGCGCAACCAAACUAAAUGAUUUUAUAAGAACCUACUCCAAACCUUUCAUGCGUGGAGACUAUUUCAAAUUAUUAGCUCAGAUUCCAUAUUCUGAAGAGGAAAAGCAAAAGACAAGCACCAAAGGCAUUCCUUCAGGAAUAUUCAAUCAAGGUUAUUUUGAAAGAUUUUUUAGAAAAGUAGGUCAAAAUCCGUUGGGAUCCGGAGCACGUGCUCAAGUCUACAAGGUCGAACAUGUAUUCAACGAUAUCGCUUUGGGGACCUACGCCGUGAAAAGAAUAAGUAUCGGAGACAAGUUUGAACAUUUAGAGCAAGUGUUGAAUGAGGUGUUGAUUCUAUAUGAGUUAUCUGCAAAGAGUGCCGGAGAAAACAACUUAAUUCGUUAUAAUCAUGUGUGGUUGGAAUUGGGCGAAUUGGAAGAUCUGAGCUCAUUUUUUCUACAAACUGACUACUUCAACACAAAUGGUCUUAAAAAAGUGCCUUACAUGUUUAUAUUACAACAAUACUGCGAUGGCGGGCAUCUUGAAGGCAUCAUCGAGAAGAAUUUUCCUGUAGAGGAGAAUAUGAGCUAUUCUGAAAAGGUGAAGUUGGAGAAAAAACGAAGAAAGUUGCAAAGGUUGGGCAUUGUAGAAGAUGAGAAACGGAAUUGGCUAACGAAUUUCGAAAUCUGGAAAUUUUUUCACGAUAUUACAAACGGAGUGAACUACUUACACAAGAAUGGUAUCCUACAUCGUGACUUAAAACCAUCUAACUGCUUGGCCGAUGAAAAAUAUGUUACUGCUGAAGUACCGGAAUUAUUUGACACAAUUGAUCAGUUUGAAGAGAAGGUGUUUGAAUUGCCAAAAAUUCUCGUAUCAGAUUUUGGGGAAGGCAAAUUUACAGAAAAGCACAAGAACACAGGAUUGAAAAAGGCAAGUAAGAGAGAAGGUAAUACUGGUACAUUGGAGUUCACAGCCCCGGAGUUGUGGUUGUGUUCAAAUGAUAGCCGGCUCAUCAAUGAAUUUUCAUACGAAAGUGAUAUAUAUUCGUUAGGGUUGAUACUUUGUUACUUGUGCCUCGGCACCUUACCAUUUGCAGACUCAAUAAGAGGUGAGGUGGACCCAGAAGUUUCCAGAGAACAGAUUCAAAAUUGGUAUAAAACUCUCUCUUAUGAAUCAUUCGGAUCAUGGUUCGAAGAAACCUUGAAUAAGAGAAAAAGGGUCUUGAACGACUGUAUGUCCGAUUUCAAGUGGCUAAUUUAUGAAAUGAUCAAGGGUAGCCCGGAAGUCACCGCAAAUGGUGACGAGAAUGCAAGAUUGAACUCAAGAGAAGUUCUUGUGUUUCUACAUGAAAUGAAAUGGAGAAGAUUAAUCAAGUCAACAGAAUUUCCGGGAAAUUGGGACAGCAAACAUAAAGCUCUGCUGUCAGAUAUAGAGGAGCUUAGUUUGUAUCCGCCAAGGCAAUUAGAGUGUCAGCCAAAAAACGAAGAUCCAUUUGAUGAGGAGGAAGAGGAUUUAAAAUACGAAAAAGAGAACGAAACUGAUCACUUGAAUUUGACAGAAGAAGAAUUCGAACCUCAACCUGUUCCAUUGCUCGACUUUACACCCAAGCUGACGAGGAGUGAUUUUGUGAUAGGUCAUCGCACUACGUUGCCACUUUACAGUCUUGAGCUUUUAUUAUUGGAAUACUUGUCACUAUAUUCGCCCCACUUUUCUCAAGUUAUUUUGAAAAUUGCAAUAUAUGUCACAGUAACAUUGGAUCUAAUCUUCGAAAAAUACAACGCCAUCAGAUCCAGCUUGUUUGCAUUAACUUUUAUUUCCCUAUGUAUAGUUUUAGCAUACACUAUAGGAGGCAGCACUGACCAUGAAUAG
Molecule: messenger RNA, 2148 nt
Organism: Lodderomyces orthopsilosis Co 90-125
Lineage: Eukaryota; Fungi; Ascomycota; Pichiomycetes; Serinales; Debaryomycetaceae
Product: protein kinase
Exons: 1
Coding region: 1-2148 (715 amino acids)
Biological process (GO): protein phosphorylation
Molecular function (GO): ATP binding; protein kinase activity
Source: RefSeq, a predicted model, not a curated record